Durotheca rogersii is the source of this 935-nucleotide messenger RNA. RefSeq lists its product as uncharacterized. Bases 216 to 911 code for a protein of 231 amino acids. The record is from RefSeq and is a predicted model, not a curated record. The transcript has 6 exons. Lineage: Eukaryota; Fungi; Ascomycota; Sordariomycetes; Xylariales; Xylariaceae.
ACGACAUGUUUUGUCUGUUCCAGGAGCUUCCGACUACGUUAUGUGACUCAUCAAACUACCUCCCUCUUCAUUCUCCAGUAAGCGAAUAGGAGACUCUUAUGAGUCUUACCUCUACACCUUCACCUACUCGUCAUGUCAUAUGAUACAGGAUUGCUAUUGUUUAUUGCGAUAUCGAUAAACACGCUCAGUGCCGGGCACACAUCCCACACUCAGCUAUGGCUUCCAACCAUGGCUGGAAAGUAGAGCUCAUCCCUUGGGAUCACCAGAAUCCCGACCAUGUCGAGAGGCUAUACGACCAACGUGUCGCCUGCGGAUGGCGAUCUGACGAAGUGCCCUUGUGGGUAGAGAGUGCGAAAAAAGGCGGAAAGAUAUUCUUUUGGAUUGUCCUCUCGGAUGCCCUCCCGGAUCGGGAGCGGGUGGUUCAAAAAUUCGUCAAGGCGAGUCCAAGGGAGUCAGCUUCGUUGCGAGAUACGGCGGCAGAGGUUCGGCUCGUCCCGCGCCAGCCAACCAUGAGGGGUUUCAACCCCAUUGGCCACGUGGCUCUCGAUAUUCACACACCUAAAGAAGAUAUGGAAUUAGGUCUUCCAGCCGUCGGGACAGUCUGGAUUCACCAACUAUACAUAUCACACACGCUGCAGGGAGGUGGGUUCGGCGUCGGGACUAUGUCUAAGAUCGAGGCGCUGGCGGCAGCAGAACCAAUAAAUGCGCAUUUAGCGGCUUUGGAUACCGUAUCGAGGGAGGUGCAUAUGGAUCCUGAGAAGCGGACUGUCCUGUACGGGGAGGGACGUCUUCCCCCUCCGAGGGUUUCCACCGAGGAAUGGUAUAUCAGGCUAGGGUAUGAGCCAUUUAGACGAAAAGCCGGCGGCUAUAUAUGGGCCUCAAAGGAUGGCGCCGACAUCCCUAGUAAGUAAACCUACGUAGCCCCGGCAGCUCCA